UGGAAGUUCGACACGUCAGGAUCGAGCGGCCAGUUACUCGCCGGCUUUCGUGCUGUGCAGUCGCUCGCUCGCCAUGAGACGGAGGCUGCUGCUGGUGUCCAACUCGACGCUGUACGGCGGCGGCUACCUGCAGCACUGCCAGGAGCAGAUCGCCACUUUCUUCGGACUACACAUUAAGAGGAUUCUCUUCAUUCCGUAUGCGCUGCAUGACCAAGACAGUUACGCCACAACGGUGACAGAGAAGUUUCAAAGUCUGGGUUAUGAAGUGGACAGCAUCCACAAAGCCCUGAAUCCUGUGGAGGCCGUCAGGAAGGCGGAGGCCAUCUUUAUCGGAGGAGGAAAUACGUUUCGCCUCUUAAAGGCACUAUAUGAGAAGAAUCUGGUGUCGGAAAUCAGGAAGCGAGUGCUGCAGGAUGGAGUGCCUUUCAUGGGCUCAAGCGCUGGGACCAACGUGGCCACCAUCAGCAUCCACACCACCAAUGACAUGCCCAUUGUGAUGCCACCUACACUUGGGGCUAUUGGUUUGGUGCCAUUCAACAUCAACCCUCACUACCUGGACCACGACUCCUCGAGUCGCCACAUGGGGGAGUCACGAGAGCAGCGCCUCACGCAGUACCACGAGGAGCCCAACACGCCCAGCGUCCUGGCUCUGCGUGAAGGGUCCAUGUUGCUGGUCGAGGAGAACAAAGCGACGCUUUUGGGGUCUACGAGGGCCCGUCUCUUUGCCAGGGGAAAGCCGGCCACCGAAUACGAGCCUGGUGCAGAUCUCAGUUUCCUGCUCAGCGGAGAGUCCUGGCUGUAAUGCGAGACCCCCGGCCGGCCACUUGUCCCAUGGAGGGCUGCUUUAAUGUUUCAUGCCCUGGUGGGCACUGAAUAAAAGAUGGCAGGAGGUUAUGUUUAGGUUGGUCCUGCUGCUUUCCUCGUGA
Messenger RNA from Erpetoichthys calabaricus (reedfish), 926 nucleotides. RefSeq names its product Alpha-aspartyl dipeptidase-like. The transcript is spliced from 8 exons. The coding region runs from base 74 to 802 and encodes 242 amino acids. Gene Ontology annotation, molecular function: serine-type peptidase activity. The record is from RefSeq and is a predicted model, not a curated record. NCBI's taxonomy places the organism in Eukaryota, Metazoa, Chordata, Cladistia, Polypteriformes, Polypteridae. Gene Ontology annotation, biological process: proteolysis.